Leptosia nina is the source of this 243-nucleotide messenger RNA. Lineage: Eukaryota; Metazoa; Arthropoda; Insecta; Lepidoptera; Pieridae. The record is from the annotation of a GenBank genome assembly.
AUGGAUCUUGAAGAUCGAGGAUUUGAAGAAACUGUCCGGGAGAAAAGUAGGACAGAUCUCUACAACUAUAUAAAGCAAAGUUCUGGACGAUUACUUGAUGACAAGUUCGCAUACAUGGAGGAUUGUGUCAUUAGGGAAACUAAUUGUCCAACUGAAAAAAUAAGUAGUCUCAAAAAGGAAUUGAAACUGUUCAAAUGGCAGUUCAGACAAAAAUGGACGGCGGCAUCGUACAAAGAAGAAUGA